Venturia canescens is the source of this 2846-nucleotide messenger RNA. RefSeq names its product exit protein of rhodopsin and TRP B (gene Xport-B). The transcript has a single exon. The record is from RefSeq and is a predicted model, not a curated record. NCBI's taxonomy places the organism in Eukaryota, Metazoa, Arthropoda, Insecta, Hymenoptera, Ichneumonidae. The coding region runs from base 1485 to 2495 and encodes 336 amino acids.
AUUAAUGUGAUGCGGUGUAGAUGAGAUGAGGGAAGGUGCGCCGUCGAGAUUCCGUAAUCGGGGAAUUGAGUACAAGGACCUCCAUGAGAUCGUGAGAAGCUUGAUGUUCACUGAUGCGAAGGGAAAACAGGAAAUGAUAUGGUUUGGUGAAUUUCGAGCUCCUGUGAAGGUUAUCACGGUGCGAGAAGACCUGCACCGUAAUGAGACAAGUUUUGCCUGCCUAAACCGUCUUUUGUGAAAGUGCUACGCUAAUCCUGGACACGUGAUAUUAACAUCCUGGCAGCGAUCAACGAGUUGGAAUUUUGUAUUUGCCGAGUGUCCAGAAGUGUCAGUGCAAAAGACUCUUGCGUGGACGUUGGGACAAUAUGAAGAGGAUAAACGUCCGCUAGACGCAACUCAUGCCGAUCCAAUAUCGUGUUGAAUCCUCAGGAAUGUUUGCACGACUCCGAUUCCACGUGUCAUUAAAUGAAUCAGCUCUUGACAUUUUGGAUCAAGGACGAAUGAAACCAUAACUAGAAACUUAUUGAUUGUUAGGCACUGAGAAUCGAUGCGAAUCUGUGGAGGGAAAGUGCUCGAAGGGUUGGGGCGAAUACUACGAACCAAUAUUAUUUUUCGUUCGAACGAAUCCACAUCCUUGACUAUUGGCUGAGUUCUCGACACUCUCAGCUCUCUCGCUCCUUUUCUCUCUUGAAAUAUUACAGCGACUUUGUAUUUUACGCGUAUCGAUUUCCUGGCACUCGACAUCAGAUUAAAAAAAGCGAGGAUCAGAGACUAAAAAAGUGGUGGAUAGAUAGAUCGAUGGUAAGAGCAAACUGUGAAUAACAGCUUUCAGCUUUUCAUGAAAAUUCCGUUCUUCCUAUGCUCGGCAAAACGUAUAUGCGAAAAGCACGGAGAUUUGCUGCUUUAACACCAUCAGACAUCGAUGCUUUCAAACUCGAGCAUUCCUAUUUUCUCUCCUCUUCCUCUUCUUCUUCUAUCUCUCAUCUCGUUCCCUGGAUACAGAAUGAAAUAGUACAACGUUUAGGAAAUAGCUUGUAAAGGAAGUCCAACGAGGGAAGAAACUUCGAGAGGUCGGAUAACUUGAUCUCUAUACCGCUUGCUGGGUUAUUACUAAAGCUACUUUUAGCUCCGAUGUCUACCUCCGGUUUAAUGCAAUCGUUCCGAACAUUUUCCUGAGGAAAAUCGACGAGAAAUUCUCUUGCUUCUUGCCAAUCGUGAUUUAAUCGCAACACUGCAUCCGACGUAUUUGCCCGUCAUAUUUAUUUAAAAUUUUCAGCUGCAAUCGCAAUUUAACGAACCCUCCGGAUAAAAAAAAAUACUUCAAACAUUUUUCUUUACAAUCCAAACCCAACGGAUCGAUUUAUCUUCCAGUAUAGCCUCGACGGUAACACUCGACAAACGAACUCUAACAAUAUCGUUGCUUUUUCCUCCCCGUCAAUUGAAAGUCAAUCAAGAGCUAACCGGUCAAUCGAAAUCGAUAAAAAAUGUUGAUCCUCGUUUUCCGGGGCGUUUUCCUCCUGGGAAUUCUCUCCUGGUACAGUACCCACGUAUGGAAAAUGAUCGACACGUAUUUCAAGGAGAGAUUCGACAAAUACUUGCAACAAGAAUUCGAGAAAAAUCCAAGAAUGCGAGAGCACGUGGAUAUCGAAGAGAAAUCGAGUAGAGAAAUUGUGAAAAAUGAGGUUCAAGAGGACUUUGGGAAAAAGAAGACGCCGAUUUCACCGAUCGAUCGUCACCAAGAAUCGUGCAAAAGUAUUGGCGACCUUGGCGAAGAGAUGUGUUCGAUAGAUGAGCUGAAUAUGAAAGAAAUAGCAGGUGACGAUACCGGGACCGGAAGUGCAUCUUUCGUGUCCAAGGAAGGGGAGGCGAUCGACGAUAGCGGCUCUAGUGAAAGCGAGGUCAUUGAAACAAAAGUUGCAACUCCGACGGGAAACCACCUUGAGAAGGUUUUUACAAAAGACAUAAGUAAGUUGGACGAAAAACCGUUGAAAUCGGCAUCGACCGAAGGGGAAAUUAUGAAGGAAACCAGCGGAGAAAACGUGACUUCGAAAAUGGCGUCCCUCGAGGCCGAUUUCUCCAAGGUCACGAAGAGCCAAGUCGACGGUUCAGCGAUGAUCGACGGGUCGGAGUGGCCGUUAAAAAAGAAAAAAAAGAAAUCGACAGUAAAAAAAAAAUGGCCGAUGCGGACAAAACUCGAGGAGGAAAAUGAGGUGAAAAAGAAAACCACGAAGCAACGAGUCAAAACGAUUUCUUUCACGGAAAAGGACUUCCGAGACGCUAAAAUUCACGGGGGUUGGAAGGACUAUGAUUUUAUGGAAUUUGACGACGAGGACGAGGAUGCUAAUCGAGAUCCACAGGAAGGAAUUUUGGUCUCUCAAUUGCCAUUCAAGCCGCGGGCUGACAUUGGUAAACUCGAGAGAGUCACCGAAGACGAAUUUUGUCCGUUAACUCUCGAGGACGAGGCCGAUUGUGACGAAGUCAGAACCUGGCCGUGAGCCAUCUUCCUUCAUUUUAUAAAUUGCCCAUAUUAGUCUCAAUGUAAUAUUCACAUAGAAACAUCGAUCACUUAGAAAAUUUGUUAUAUAAUUAUUUAUUAUUGAGGUGAGACGCAUAUUUAAUGUUCGAUUAAUUAAUUUUUUUACGAACUGUCGUUUCACAUUCAAUGGAACAUUCUCAAUUUCAAGAAAAAAGAAAAAAUCUCCAAAAAAAAGUACCAGUUUGAUUGAAUACAUUAACCUGUUUUUCUAUUAAUGAAUUAAAAAAACGUUCUACUUUUCCUCUUCUGUCAUAAUAAAUCAUUGACGCAGUGUACCUAGUCAGAAAUAAAUUCCAUUACUACAAACCAA